UCCGCCUUCCCGCCCGCGCCGGGCCGGGCGCCGCCUCCCCCCUGCCUCCCUCUCCGCUGCGGUCAUGUAGGAAAUUGUAAACCAUGUGAAGAUGGGACUCUUGGUAUUUGUGCGCAAUCUGCUGCUAGCCCUCUGCCUUUUUCUGGUACUGGGAUUUUUGUAUUACUCUGCGUGGAAGCUGCAUUUACUCCAGUGGGAGGACCCCAAUUCAGUGGUUCUUUCCUUUGACUCCGCUGGACAAACACUAGGCGCAGAGUAUGAUCGGUUGGGUUUCCUCCUGAAGCUGGACUCUAAACUGCCUGCUGAGUUAGCCACCAAAUACGCAAACUUUUCAGAGGGAGCUUGCAAGCCUGGCUAUGCUUCAGCCUUGAUGACUGCCAUCUUUCCUCGGUUCUCCAAGCCAGCACCCAUGUUCCUGGAUGACUCUUUCCGCAAGUGGGCUAGGAUUCGGGAAUUUGUGCCGCCUUUUGGGAUCAAAGGUCAAGACAAUCUGAUCAAAGCCAUCCUGUCAGUCACCAAAGAGUACCGCCUGACCCCUGCCUUGGACAGCCUCAGCUGUCGCCGCUGCAUCAUCGUGGGCAAUGGAGGUGUCCUUGCCAACAAGUCUCUGGGGUCACGCAUUGAUGACUAUGACAUUGUGGUCAGACUGAACUCAGCACCCGUGAAAGGCUUUGAAAAGGACGUGGGCAGCAAAACUACACUGCGCAUCACCUACCCUGAGGGCGCCAUGCAGCGGCCCGAACAAUACGAACGCGAUUCUCUCUUUGUCCUCGCUGGCUUCAAGUGGCAGGACUUCAAGUGGUUGAAGUACAUUGUCUACAAGGAGAGAGUGAGUGCGUCGGAUGGCUUCUGGAAAUCUGUGGCCACUCGAGUGCCCAAGGAGCCCCCUGAGAUUCGCAUCCUCAACCCGUAUUUCAUCCAGGAGGCCGCCUUCACCCUCAUCGGACUGCCCUUCAACAACGGCCUCAUGGGCCGCGGGAACAUCCCGACCCUUGGCAGUGUGGCAGUGACCAUGGCACUACACGGCUGUGAUGAGGUGGCGGUUGCAGGCUUUGGCUACGACAUGAGCACACCCAAUGCACCCCUGCACUACUAUGAGACCGUGCGCAUGGCGGCCAUCAAAGAGUCCUGGACGCACAAUAUCCAGCGAGAGAAAGAGUUUCUGCGGAAGCUGGUGAAAGCACGUGUCAUCACCGACCUAACCAGCGGCAUCUGAGGCGGGCCCAGCACAUGGCCACGGAGGUCCUGGCACCGCCAAGAGCAAGCAGCAGCCACCACCACCUGCCCACUUCAUUGGCCUUGGUCUGGCUCUGCCUG
This is a messenger RNA of Lynx canadensis (Canada lynx), 1317 nucleotides long. It is a transcript of the gene ST3GAL3, whose product is annotated as ST3 beta-galactoside alpha-2,3-sialyltransferase 3. Gene Ontology annotation, molecular function: sialyltransferase activity. The record is from RefSeq and is a predicted model, not a curated record. Lineage: Eukaryota; Metazoa; Chordata; Mammalia; Carnivora; Felidae.